AUGUCCAUUGCUAGUUUCAGAUCACAGAGAAAAAUAUUGAUUUUUACUCCUUUUUGUGCAGAAUAAUGAAGAAAUAGCAAAACACAUUGUGAAAAUGAUUCCAAGAGACUCAGUAGUCUUCAAAAUUGUUGAUUAAGUGAAAAUCCUGUAUCCCUAAAGUAUCUUCUUGGAUAUCAUUACGGAUCGCUUGAAAAACUUUCCGAAGAAGAGCCAUUUGUUAGAAGUGAGAAUUACAAUUUCUUUGGAUACCAUGGCCGAAGAAAAUAAUAUAUCCCAUCUGAACAAUGAUAGUGAAGCAAACAUCCGCCGAAGUCUCGAUGUCAUUCAGAGCAUGAUAGAUAUAUCAGCCGAUAGGUUGGAAGGUUUAAGGACACAGUGUGCAACAAGCGCUGAGCUUACUCAACAAGAAAUUCGUACAUUGGAAACAAAACUUAUCAAAAUGUUCUCAGAGCUGCUAUUAGCGAAGGCUAAACUAGCGAAACGGGUACCCAAUUGCGGAUUAUUGGCUGACGGAAAUGAUCUUGGACAAUGGCUACGUGUCGUUGGUUUGAGUUCAGCUUCGUUGAAUGCUGUGAUACAAAGAACAAAUUCUUUGGAAUUACUUCUAGAAACAAGUGACGCUGACUUACGUGAUCUACUUAAAAGCAACAUUAAAGUUCGAGAAGAUGAUCUGAGAAGAUUACUCCGUGCGAUAAACAACUUAAGGCGAUGUCUCGACCAAACCCGAUUUGGGGAGCCUAAGGAACCAUUAGAUUUGUACUGGGAUUCUUGGGAACGUCAUCAUGCAACACACCAUCGAGCAUCUCCUAGAAUAAGUCGCUCGCAACCGCGUGUUGUAGCGAAACAUGAAAACCAUUUUUCAAAUGAUACGGGAGAAAGUCCGAUAGAACCACUCCCUGCAUUAGUAACCUCACCAGAAAUUAUUUCUGAGAGAUUACUCCAUCCGCCUUCACAGGCAAUGUCUCCAGAAGAAGGGUCAACUUGCACACUUACACCGUCACCUUCUCCUCCAACAUCACCAUCCAAUGCAGCGUUAAAUAAACAACAACAAAAUAAAAAAGGUUUUCCUACAACGCCUCCUCCAAAAAAGAAACAUCAAACACAAAUUAGGCCGAUUAUGACACAAAACGUUCCAAGCCAAGCCCAACAAACACCACAAAACAAUAAUACAAUUGGAAGUGUUGUAACGACUAGCAAUAACAAUGUCAAUGGUGAGCAAUUCAUUUCUUUAACAAAGUCGAAAUCUCACGAGUCUCAAUUCCUACCCAAUCAAAUGUUGCCACUUACUGAAAAUGCAACUGUGAGUCACCAGAACAUGGUGAACUCCAACAAUAAUACUUCGAGCUUACAGCCAACUACAACUAUAGGUAACGGCAGCGUUCAGUUAUCGUGUGUGCGCACACGUCCAUGUACAGAAGCUGAACAGCAGCAACAGCAGCAGCAGCAGCAUCAUAGUGAAACCACAGAUAACCACAUAUCUUCAUUGCACAACGUAUCCAUUCCGCCAAAGUCCCCUUGUACACCUAUAAUAACCCGCGGUAUGGGACACAUGAUUCAGCAUCGUUUUACUAAAAAAUUCAAGGUGACUAAGAGCACCUGUGAUCUAUGUAACAAGCAAAUGUUUUUUGGUUUCAAAUGUACAGAAUGUAAAUAUCGCUGCCAUAAAGAUUGUAAAUCCAACGUGCCCCCUUCUUGUGGGCUACCACAGGAAUUCGUAGAUGAGUUUAAGCAAAGGCUUCAGUCGGAUACACUCAUGCCAAAUAUAUCACCAAACUUAGGCAACAGAAUUCCGUUUGCAAAAGAUAGGAAUAGAGUUCCAAUGCAUGGAAUUCAUGCUGGACCAGAUAGUAGUUCAGCUGGCUCUAGUUGCAACAGCUCUUCUCCGUCAAGUCCUGCGUUACUGUCAUUGCCUCCACAAACUCCAGCUGCCACUAAACAAUCGCAGUUCAACUUUCCAGACAUUCUACAUACAAAUAAUUUACAUUAUAAUACGGAUAGUAGGGAUGGUAUUACGAUCGAAACGCAUCCCAUCAACAACAAUGUCAAAGCAGCAACUACGAAUGAUUCAGAGAAUACAAAUAGGAUCCCCAAGUUGCAGCUUUCGAAACUACCUGAAUCACAACACAGCAACGAUAGCGACAAAACUGGGUCUAAUAGUGCUACCAGUACUGAUUCUUCAUCAGAGCGUACCCCAAUUCGACUAGAUUCAACCGAAGAACGUGAGAAUGAAAAUUGGCCGCGACAGAAUAGUUUAUCUUUGAAAGAAUGGGAUAUACCAUAUGAUGAUCUAAAAUUGCUAGAGAAAAUUGGUAAUGGACGUUUCGGUACCGUUCAUCGAGCUCUAUGGCAUGGAGAUGUAGCAGUAAAAUUACUGAAAGAAGACUAUGUUGCCGACGAUAGUACUUUAGAAGCUUUUAAGUUGGAAGUUGCUACUUUCAAGAAAACACGCCAUGAGAAUGUGGUAUUGUUCAUGGGUGCCUGUAUGAAGCCACCUCGGUUGGCGAUUGUUACUUCACUUUGUAAAGGGAAUACGUUGUUCACCCACAUCCAUAUUCGCAAAGAUAAAUUCAAUCUUAACAGAACCACCAUUGUUGCCCAACAAAUUUCGCAAGGCAUGGGCUAUCUACACGCCAGAGGCAUUGUUCACAAGGAUUUGAGAACAAAAAACAUCUUUCUCGAAAAUGGCAAAGUGAUAAUAACAGAUUUUGGCCUUUUCAGUGCCACCAAACUCUUGUAUUGUGAUUUAGGAUUAGGGAUUCCAAGUGGCUGGCUAUGCUACCUUGCACCAGAGCUGAUACAAAAGUUAACAUCGUAUCGACCCGUGAACAGUGAUUUGCCGUUUUCAACAGCUUCAGAUAUUUUCGCUUUCGGCACUGUAUGGUAUGAGUUAUUGUGUGGUGAAUUCCCAUUCAAAUUGCAGCCGCCAGAGUCCAUUAUCUGGCAGGUCGGUCGCGGUAUGAAGCAAACUCUUGCUAACCUUCAGGCCUCGCGAGAUGUGAAAGAAAUUUUGAUGGACUGUUGGAAAUAUCAGUUAGACGAUAGACCCGAUUUCGCGAAACUACUAACUAAUCUAGAAAAAUUACCUAAAAAAAGGCUAGCCAGGUCACCAUCCCAUCCGGUGCAGUUAUCUCGUUCGGCAGAAUCCGUAUUUUAGACCUUUCAUACAUUUUUUUUGUUAUUUAGGUAAUCUUACCGAAUGUAUUGUGAAAUAUAGAAAGAAAACAGUUGGUUUAUCUGAAUCAUAUCAACGUUUAGAUUUCAAUAAUAAUAAAAGAACAACGUAAAGGAGCAUUCAUUAAUCAUGCAACGUGAUUAGAGCUAAGCGGGCAUUUACCAGAGCAUGAAAACUUUUAAAGAACAUUUGUAGCAUGCGUGACAUAAGGGAAAAGUGAUACUCUAAGCUUAACUCCUGCAUGGCAUAAUUUACGAACACUCCCCAACUAGUAUGAAAAAAUGUGAAUUUCAUGUUAAUUUUCUGAAAAGUCUCAGCUAAACGAAGAUUAGAUCAAGAUUAGAAAGGAGUUUAAUGGACGAAGGAAGUGUUCAAUCAUUUGUUUUUUCAAGUUUCUGUUUUUUUUCUCACUCUUACUUCAUUAUUAGAACUAGCCUGAUAAAGAAGAAAACCAGCUAUCCAACUAUUGGCCAUUGACUGUAAAAGAGUUCAUAUUUUAAAUUCCAAUAACCUUUUUACAAAUUAAAAGAAAACUACUAGGAAUGGAUAUCGAAAGGAUUAAGUUUGCAAUUAUUCUGGGAACGUAUCUAAGUAGCUGUUAUGAGGUCGAAUUUUGAUAAGUUUUUGAGAGAUGUGUUGAAAAUGGCUUCAAUAAACCUAUAGAGUGGGACCACAACAGAUAGUAAUAUA
Uranotaenia lowii is the source of this 3862-nucleotide messenger RNA. It is a transcript of the gene ksr, whose product is annotated as kinase suppressor of Ras 2. Gene Ontology annotation, molecular function: ATP binding; protein kinase activity. The record is from RefSeq and is a predicted model, not a curated record. The coding region runs from base 251 to 3154 and encodes 967 amino acids. Lineage: Eukaryota; Metazoa; Arthropoda; Insecta; Diptera; Culicidae. The transcript has 2 exons. Gene Ontology annotation, biological process: protein phosphorylation.